GAAAUGAACUUACGAGAAUAGGUCGCAAGUCGUAUAGAUUUUUGGUUGAUUUCCUUUUCACUUUACGUUAAUAUUUCUCUAGAUCUAAUAAACUAACAUUUAUUUGAGUCACUGCUCAUAUUCUGAUUUACCGGACUUGGUGCGGUUACGCCGAAAACAGGAUAAGUACGAAAGUGAUCAGCAUCUUAUUGAUUUUCUUUCCUUGCAUAUGCAUUCAACCAACGCGGGCUGAAGUUAAUAUUACGUGUGACGAAUCUAUGAUCUAAUUUAAAAUAGCUUUUACUUUAAAGUAAGCUACCACUUAAAUAAAGUUUAUUGCUGUGCUUUUUAAAACAAUCAAGAUGAUGGCUAAUUCACUAGAUGCCGUAAACGCGAAUCAGCCCACGCAAAAUGGUAGUAAGGUUCAGCCAUGUAACAAUGAAUCAAAAACUAAUUUAAUAGUGAACUAUUUACCACAAACUAUGACACAAGAAGAAAUAAGGUCAUUAUUUUCAAGUGUGGGCGAAGUAGAGAGUUGCAAACUGAUCAGAGACAAGGUGACAGUGUUCCCAGACCACAUUCUAAACGGCCAAAGUUUGGGCUACGCUUUUGUAAACUACCACAAAGCAGAAGAUGCUGAGAAAGCAGUGAAUACAUUAAAUGGUCUUCGAUUGCAAAAUAAAAUUAUUAAAGUGUCUUACGCCCGUCCGAGUUCGGACGCGAUUAAAGGUGCCAAUCUCUAUGUUUCUGGUUUGCCGAAGCAUAUGACUCAACAAGAUCUGGAAAACCUGUUUAGCCCAUAUGGCACUAUUAUCAGUUCCCGAAUACUUCAUGAGAAUAUGAAUGUUGGCCAUCUCCUGCAAGGUGUGGAAGAACAGGGAAUACAAGGACCAUCUAGAGGUGUUGCAUUUAUCAGAUACGACCAGAGAUGUGAAGCCGAGGCAGCAAUACGUGAAUUAAACGGUACCAUUCCACCAGGAGGCACUGGCCCCAUUACAGUUAAAUGUGCAAACAAUCCCAGUAACCAGAACAAAGCACUCGCUCCACUCGCUGCAUAUUUGGCUCCAACUACAACCCGGCGCUUCAUCGGACCUGCUGGUAAUGCAUUGGGUGGAUCUGGUUGGUGUAUCUUUGUCUACAAUAUCGGUGCUGACACAGAAGAAAGUAUCCUUUGGCAGCUUUUCGGCCCCUUCGGUGCAGUACAAAGUGUGAAAAUCAUUAGAGAUCCGACAACCAACAAAUGCAAAGGAUAUGGCUUUGUAACUAUGACAAAUUAUGAUGAAGCCGUAGUUGCCAUUCAAUCAUUAAAUGGAUACUCCCUAAACGGACAAGUUUUGCAAGUCAGCUUCAAAACAAACAAGAGUAAAUCAUAAACUUCUUAAAAUCUAGUCAAUAAAUUGUAGCUAAUGCAAAAUGUUGAUCAUUACACUGUCAUGGUUUGCGAUCAGAAGUUUUGAUAAUUUUGACAUAGAGAGGUUGCAGAUCAUGACAAUUUUAUUUCAUCCAGUGUUCACGAAGGAAGUACAAAUCAUCUGAUACUAUCAUCACAACAAUUCAUACACAACAUUAUGAAGUACUUAAGAUUUUUGUGGCAAACAUUUUACUACAAAAGUUUUCAUGAAUGCCAUAUUAUGAUAUUAUGUGUGUGAUGUCAAUAGUCAAUCAUAAGAAACUGUAACAAAAAUAAUUGUAAUUUAUCUUGUACUAUGUCUGAGUUGCUAGACACACUUUCUAAUAAUUCAACAAUUAAAA
Molecule: messenger RNA, 1731 nt
Organism: Aricia agestis (brown argus)
Lineage: Eukaryota; Metazoa; Arthropoda; Insecta; Lepidoptera; Lycaenidae
Product: ELAV-like protein 1
Exons: 2
Coding region: 342-1352 (336 amino acids)
Cellular component (GO): ribonucleoprotein complex
Molecular function (GO): RNA binding
Source: RefSeq, a predicted model, not a curated record